UCCUAUAAGUGUGUGGAAUGUGGAAAGAGCUUCAGUCACAGCCAUGAUCUCACUUCCCAUCAAAGAAUUCACACAGGGGAGAAACCCUAUCAGUGCAUGGAAUGUGGAAAGAAAUUCAUUACAAGCUCCAGUCUCACUUCCCAUCAGAGAAUUCAUACAGGAGAGAAACCCUAUCAGUGUGGGGAAUGUGGAAAGAAAUUCAUUACAAGCUCCAGUCUCACUUCCCAUCAGAGAAUUCAUACAGGAGAGAAACUCUAUCAGUGUGGGGAAUGUGAAAAGAGCUUCUGGGUGAGCUCUGAUCUCACUAAGCAUCAGAAACUUCAUACAGGGGAGAAACCCUAUCAGUGCAUGGAAUGUGGGAAGAGCUUCAGUAGCAGCUCCAAUCUCACUUCCCAUCAGAGAAUUCAUACAGGGGAGAAACCCUAUCAGUGUGGGGAAUGUGGAAAGAGCUUCAAUCAGAGCUCCUCUCUCACUUCCCAUCAGAGAAUUCAUACAGGAGAGAAACCCUAUCAGUGCAUGGAAUGUGGAAAGAGCUUCAAUCAGAGCUCCUCUCUCACUUCCCAUCAGAGAAUUCAUACAGGAGAGAAACCCUAUCAGUGCAUGGAAUGUGGAAAGAGCUUCAGUCACAGCUCUGCUGUCACUAAGCAUCAGAGAAUUCAUACAAGAAAGAAACACUAUCAGUGUGGGGAAUGUGGAAAGAGCUUCAGGAAUAGCUCCCAUCUGACUUCUCAUCAAAGAAUUCAUACAGGGGAGAAACCCUAUCAGUGCAUGGAAUGUGGAAAGAGCUUCAGUCAGAGCUCCAAUCUCAAUUCCCAUCAAGGAAUUAAUACAGGGGAGAAACCCUUCAUUCUAUAGCUUUAGGAGCCAGGCAAAUCCACACCUUGUUAACCAGGCCUUUGGCUGAUUGACAUCUAAGGCCCUUUUAAAAUGUGGUGGGGAGUUGAGUUACUGAUGUGUAUGUUGUGUUUUUAUGUUGUAACCGUCCUGAGACAUGUGGGAACAGGAGUCAACACCUAGAGGCCAAGGGGUUUUUGACCCCCAAUAGUAUAUUUGAGGGGGCCACCCCCCCAGUUGAUAGGCAUUGCCAUUCCAAUGGCCUGCAUGCAUCAUAUGUUUGUUUGAUUGUGCAAGGCAGGCCUUACCUGGCCCCUUCCUCCAAUAUUUUAUUCAAGUUGGCACCACUGGGUCGGGUGGUAGACAAAUUAAAUACAUAAAUCACCUUCCUUUGCACAUGUUUCAGCCUGUCAAUAUCCUUAUUUUUUAUCAUUUUUAAUAUUUAUGUGCCUUUCAUCUGAAGAUUUCACAACAGAAACAUACAGGAUAAAAGCAUGGCUUUCUCAAAAACAAGAAAAGCCAGAGAAAUCUCUCCUCCCCUUUUUAUGGAUGGAGUUACAAACUUUGUUGAUCAGGGAACAGCUGUGGAAAUAGUGCAUCUUGAUUUCAGUAAGGCUUUUGACGAAGUCCCCCAUAAUAUUUUUGCCUUUAAGCUUCUAAAAUGUGGGCUGAAUGAGGAAACUGUUAGGUGGACUUGACUAACUGAACCCAAACAGUCCUCCUCCAUGGUUCCUCAUCAUCCUGGGGAAAAGUGACAAGAGGGGUGCUGCAGGGUUCUGUCCUGGGCCCGUUGUUGUUCAACAUCUUUAUGAAUGACUUGGAUGAAGGAACUGAGCGGGUGCUCAUCCCAUUUGCAGAGGACACCAAAUGGGGAGCGGAGGCCAAUGUGGCAGAAGGCAGAAUGAAGCAACCAGAAUCCACCUCAACCUGAUGGACUGGUGAGCCCCUCCUCCUUUUCCUCUCCCCCCAAGCCAUCAAUACAGCUAACACGAUCAAUAUUCCCCCCAGCCUCACACCUCCACAAAGAUCCCCACCCAACACCAGUCCAGGUGACAUAAAAAGACACUCCCUAUUACCCAACAAUCUACAACUCACUCUCAGCACCCCUCCCCACGCCUUACUAAGUAAAAUAAUUCCCCUUGUUGCAAGGAUUUUUAAGGUACCAGUGACCCACUCAAAUUGUGUCCCAGAAUUGACAGACGCAGCAGUAGAGAAAAAGAAAGUGAUAUUUAUUGCUGAGCAAUAAGUGACCCAGUGGAAUCCUUUCCAAAAGACUGGGCCCCAGGCUCUAGCGCCCAGAGGCUUUAUACCUGAGAAGAAAAAGGAACUUCGGCCCUUACGCUCCUACGCGGCCAUCUGCUAUACCGGGACAUUCUGCGGUUAGCAUCUUCCUGUUUGAGCUACUCGGGACCCUGUCUGGACAGGGGGGAAAGUGCCAGCACAUCAGAUUUAUUGCUUCCCCCUUAUGUUAGCGAGACAUUGAGAAGAACAAGGGAAGGGAACUGGGGCAGAGUUCAUUUCGGAUUCUUCCGAUCUAAGCAAUUUGCUAUAAGCUUUUGCAGAAGCCGUCAUGAUUCAAACAUGGAUUAUAUAAAAAUCAUUAUAAGGAUA
Molecule: messenger RNA, 2445 nt
Organism: Podarcis raffonei (Aeolian wall lizard)
Lineage: Eukaryota; Metazoa; Chordata; Lepidosauria; Squamata; Lacertidae
Product: zinc finger protein 135-like
Exons: 2
Biological process (GO): regulation of transcription by RNA polymerase II
Cellular component (GO): nucleus
Molecular function (GO): RNA polymerase II cis-regulatory region sequence-specific DNA binding; DNA-binding transcription activator activity, RNA polymerase II-specific
Source: RefSeq, a predicted model, not a curated record